Messenger RNA from Capsella rubella, 2829 nucleotides. RefSeq names its product endonuclease MutS2. Lineage: Eukaryota; Viridiplantae; Streptophyta; Magnoliopsida; Brassicales; Brassicaceae. The transcript has 5 exons. The record is from RefSeq and is a predicted model, not a curated record. The coding region runs from base 7 to 2679 and encodes 890 amino acids. Gene Ontology annotation, biological process: negative regulation of DNA recombination; mismatch repair. Gene Ontology annotation, molecular function: ATP binding; ATP hydrolysis activity; ATP-dependent DNA damage sensor activity.
UGCAUCAUGAAUACUCUUUCCCUCCAUUUACUCAUACCGAACCCUAUCCUCCUCAAAUCCCCACGCGCCGCCUCACAAUUCAUUUCACGCGCCACCGUACCUUCAUCUCUCCGCUUCGUCUCUACGUUAAAUCCACGCGCCGCUUCUUCCGACGAGUCACAGUCAAUCGAAACCCAAACUCUCGACGUCCUCGAAUGGCGAGCUCUCUGCAAUCAGCUCUCUCCCUUCGCCUCCACAUCCAUGGGUCUCUCCGCCACCAAAAACGCGGAGAUUCCGGUGGGAAAUUCGCCGGAAGAGAGUAGGAAUCUCCUUGACGAGACGGCUGCUGCGUUGGCGGCUAUGGAGAUGAUGGAAUCGCGGCGAUUAGGUCUUACUGAGAUCCAGGACUUGUCUGGUAUCGUCGAGCGUGCUGUGGCGGGUCAAUUGCUUACUGUUAGAGAGCUUUGCACUGUUCGCAGCACUUUAAUGGCGGCUACAUCAACGUUUCAGAAACUUCGAGAAGCAGCCAAUAGUGAUAAUCGGGUUACUCCUCUUGUAGAAAUACUUCAGGCUUGUGAUUUCAAGGAUACAUUGAAGCAGAAGAUUGGUUUUUGUAUAGACUGCAACAUGUCUAUGGUUCUUGACAGAGCUAGUGAAGAUUUGGAGAUUAUAAGAUCUGAAAGGAGGAGGAACAUGGAGAAUUUGGAUUCUCUGCUGAAGGAAGUAUCAACUAUGAUUUUUCAGGCUGGUGGGAUUGACAAGCCUUUGAUAACGCAGCGCAGAUCAAGGAUGUGCGUAGCUAUUAGAGCUACGCGCAAAAGUUUACUUCCAGGUGGUGUUGUUUUAAGUGUUAGUAGCUCAAGGGCAACAUGCUUUAUUGAACCAAAAGAAGCAGUUGAGCUUAAUAACAUGGAAGUGAGGUAUGCGAACGCCGAGAAAGCUGAGGAAAUGGCAAUUUUGAGCAUUUUAACAUCUGAAGUGUCUAAUGCGCAGAGUGAUAUAUUGCAUUUGUUGGAUAGAAUACUAGAACUUGACAUUGCGUUUGCAAGAGCAUCACAUGCAAAAUGGAUGAAUGGUGUAUAUCCCAACCUAACUUCAGAACACAGUAAAACACUGGACUCAGAUGGAGACCAUAAAUCUUUAGCUGUAGACAUUGAAUCUGCACAGCACCCGCUACUUCUUGGUUCAGUAUUAGGCAGCCCAAAUGAUGGAAACAUUUUCCCUGUGCCAGUAGACAUUAAAGUUGAAAGCAGUGCCAAAGUAGUCGUCAUCUCGGGUCCAAACACAGGAGGAAAGACUGCGUUAUUAAAGACAUUGGGAUUAAUAUCUCUUAUGUCGAAGUCGGGGAUGUAUCUGCCUGCUAAGAAUUGCCCUAGGUUACCUUGGUUUGAUCUUAUUCUGGCUGACAUCGGGGAUCCCCAGUCUUUGGAGCAGAGUCUCUCAACCUUCAGCGGCCACAUCUCACGAAUACGUCUGAUACUUGAAAUUAUUUCAGAAAAUUCGCUUGUCCUACUAGACGAAAUCUGUAGUGGAACUGAUCCUUCAGAAGGGGUUGCACUUGCUACCAGUAUCCUACGGUAUAUGAAAGAUCGUGUAAAUGUGGCUGUUGUGUCCACACAUUACGAGGACUUAAGUCGCUUGAAGGAUAACGACUCUCAAUUCCAAAAUGCUGCUAUGGAGUUCUCCAUGGAAACUUUUCAGCCUACAUUCCGAGUACUCUGGGGAAGUACCGGUUUAUCAAAUGCAUUGAGAGUAGCUAAGUCCAUUGGAUUUAAUAGAAGAAUUUUAGAGAAUGCACAUAAAUGGACAGAGAAAUUAGAUCCAAAGCAGGAAGUAGAACGGAAAGGCUCACUCUUUCAGUCCCUUGUGGAAGAAAGGAAUAAGCUAAAGCUUCAGAUAACCAAGACUGCAGCAUUUCACAGAGACUUGAUGAACCUUUACCGUGAGCUUGAGCAUGAGUCGAAUGAUCUUGAAAAACGUGAGAGGGCUCUUCUGAAGAAAGAAACCCAAAAGGUACAAGAAGAUCUAACCUCUGCUAAACUAAAGAUGCAGAAAUUGGUGUCUGAAUUUGAAAGUCAACUAGAAAUCGCUCAAGCUGAUCAAUACAAUUCCUUAAUUCUGAAAACCGAAGAGGCAGUUGCAGACAUUAUUGAAGCUUGCUGUCCUAAUGAUCUUGUAACUACGGAAGAAGCGUACAGUGACUACUCACCUCAAGCAGGUGAAAAAGUUCUUGUAACUGGACUUGGAGAUAAGUUAGGUACUGUGGUUGAAGAACCUGGAGAUGAUGAGACAGUGUUAGUCCAGCAUGGUAAGAUAAGAGUACGUAUAAAGAAAAAGGACAUAAAACCCCUUCCGCGUACCACAAGCAGCCAAACAUCCAAUCGUUCUCUACGUUCUAAGAGACAGAUAAACAUGAAAGAACUAGGAAGUGUGUUGCAGAUGCAGAGUGAACCAGUGCGGAUUCAAACAUCAAAGAACACAUUGGAUCUAAGAGGAAUGCGGGCGGAAGAAGCGGUUCACCAGCUAGACAUGGCCAUCUCGGGAAGAGACUCGGGAUCCAUCCUCUUUAUCAUUCAUGGAAUGGGGACAGGUGUUAUAAAGGAGCUGGUGCUUGAGAGGUUAAGAAAGCACACUCGUGUCUCAAGGUAUGAACAGGCAAAUCCUAUGAACCACGGAUGUACAGUUGCUUACAUUAAAUAAUCUCUCUCAAACACAUUCUUUGUAAAUCUUCUUCAAAAGUUAAUGUCUUCGAAAGCAAUGUCCACAAACUAGUUUCGUUUGUGAUGAAUCAACGUUCAAAUGUACAAGAAUUCGUGUAAAGUAUAGAUAUUGAUAUUGUAAAUAUAGUAA